Cucurbita maxima (winter squash) is the source of this 803-nucleotide messenger RNA. RefSeq lists its product as uncharacterized. The record is from RefSeq and is a predicted model, not a curated record. The transcript has 3 exons. Lineage: Eukaryota; Viridiplantae; Streptophyta; Magnoliopsida; Cucurbitales; Cucurbitaceae. Bases 134 to 499 code for a protein of 121 amino acids.
CCAGAAUCCCCAGCCAUUGUUUGUACUAAACCCCAAAUGUUGCGGAUUCAGUGGAAAGGAAAUCAUUUUGUUUUCUGAAUUUUCUGUUUGUUUCCCGGGAAAAUGGCACUCGGCGAAGAACCGGCUGGAUUAUAUGUUGGAGGCUGCUAGAGGAAAUCAAAGGGAGCGGCAAGUCACCAAAGAGAUCGUAUACAUCUUUCUCGUCAAGUGGGGCCCACUCACGAGCGAUUAUCACACAUCGUCCGUUGAUCUGUCUCCAAGAAGUCUGGAGAAGCACGGCCGUCCGAUGAACGACGCAGUCAAAGUCACUGAACUCAAAGGAAGCCUCCUCGAGAGAAUGGACAAGAUUGAGGAUAGAGUCCUCAAGCUUUGUUUGCAAGUAGAGGGAGAGAUUGAAAGGGAGAGGGAGAUGAUAAUGGUUGAGAAGAGUAGGAAGAAGCCUAAGAAGAGCUUUAAACAACUUUUUCAACACUGUAUCACCUGGACGGGAAAGAUUUGAUUUACGGUUUCGAUUAAUGUAUGACUUGUGAUGACUCGACUUCACUUGACCUUUUAAUCUCGAGUUGGAUAGUUUUGGUUGACGAGCAUCAGUGUACAAUGAUCGUCAAUCAAGUUAUGCGUAGGACAUUUAGGUAGGAGGGUUGAGGGUUAAUCCUGAAUUUGUUUAGAUAAGGUCGGGAGUCUUGUUCUUAUAAAGCUAUUUAUACAAUCAACUUGUAAUUAUAUAAAUAAUUUGAUCCGAUGUGGGAUAUCUUAUACAGUUUAUAUACGAUUGUGCCCUAAACUUGGAGGGUCAUUUUUCA